AUGCCUCCUCCAGUCUUCAUCGCGACAAAACCCAUUGACCCUCCAAGACUCGGCCGCAACAAUUACCAAGGCUUCAAAAAUGGUCAACAGGAAAUUCUUCAGAAAGGCUGGAAUGGAUACAGAUCUCGAGCUCUGCCAUGUGACAUACUAGUUGAGCACGAUGUCGAGAUCACAGUCCGCGAUGGAGCGCGUCUCUACUGCGAUAUUUACCGAUCUCCAGACACCGGUCCCCUCAACAAAGUCCCUGCUCUUCUGGGAUUUAGUCCUUUCGGCAAGAAGUUCAGUGGUAUAAGCAUGUUGAAUAUGAUGACACCUUGGAAUGUUGGUGUUCCCGAUGGUCAUCUCUCCGGAUUAGAGAAAUUCGAGGCCCCCGACCCCGCUGAGUGGAUUCCCCGUGGUUAUGCUAUUAUCAGCGCCGAUACACGUGGAACGGGGGACUCGGACGGGCCAGUCGUCAUCAUGGGAACGCAAGAGGGAGAAGACGGCUAUGACGUUGUUGAAAGCCUAGCUAAGAUGGGCUGGUGCAGCGGUUCUGUUGGGAUGGUUGGAAAUUCCCACCUUGCCAUCACACAGUAUUUUGUCGCGUCGCAACAGCCUCCGUCAUUGAAGGCCAUCGCGCCCUGGGAAGCAUGCUCGGAUCUCUUCCGCGAACAGUUUGGUCGAGGCGGAAUGUGGCAUGGAGAUUUUUUCGACUACAUUUCCAGUGUCUUUAUUCAGGGACACCAUGGCAUGGAGGACUUCAAGGAGAUGUAUCGCCGGAGUAAGGGACUACGCAACAGCUACUGGGAUGAUAAACGAGCAGAUUUGAGCAAGAUCACAAUUCCUACCUAUCUUACCGGAAGCUAUUCGAGCAACGUCCAUGUCAUGGGCUCGAUUCGUGGCUGGCUAGAGGUUGCCGCAAAGGAUAAAUGGUUCCGUCUAGGGCCUUGGCAAGAAUGGUAUGACAUCUGGGUCGAGAAAGAAUCCCAAGAUGAGCUUCAGAUGUUCUUUGACCGUUAUUUGAAACAAAUGGACAAUGGAUGGGAGAAGACUCCACGGGUUCGUGUGACUGCUUUGAAAUUUGGCGAGCAAGAUCCCGAACACAAUAUUGUUGUCGAUGAUUUUCCUCUACCCAACACAACUUACCGAGAGCUUUUCUUCUCUAUCAAUGGUCAGCUUAUGGAUUCAUCCAUAGAAGAAGGGGUUACCAGUUAUGAUUCGACCAAGCCCGAGACGGUUGGAUUCAAAUAUACUUUCGAGAAGGAUACGCGCCUGAUCGGCCUACCAAAGGCUAUAUUGUACGUAUCUUGUAACGAUGCAGAUGACAUGGAUGUAUUUGUGAUCAUCCGGAAACUCGACAAAGAUGGCAAAAGGCUAGUGGCCUUGAACGUCCCUUGGGAGCGCGCCCCCGUGGCAAAAAUCGAUGAUAUCCAAGACAAGGAUAAGAGCGAUCUGAUUCUGUAUCCCGGUCCGGUUGGAAUGCUACGUGCUUCCCACCGCGAGAUUGAUGCGUCCCGAUCUAUCCACCCACAAUAUCCAUUCCAUCCUCAUGAGAAAUUGCUUCCAGCGCCUCGUGGCGAGGUCAUUGAGCUCGAGAUUGGCCUAUGGGCGAUGGGAAUUGACUUUGCUGCCGGGGAGUCUCUAGAAGUGCAUGUUCUUGGUUACAACCCGUCUAUUGCUGCAUUCCAGCCUUUGGCCGGUGGUUCCAAGAGUGGUGUGAAUAAGGGGGUACACAAUGUUCAUUAUGGGGUGAAGCAUCGCAGUCGAAUUAUCCUGCCGUUUGUUUGA
Molecule: messenger RNA, 1767 nt
Organism: Penicillium pulvis
Lineage: Eukaryota; Fungi; Ascomycota; Eurotiomycetes; Eurotiales; Aspergillaceae
Product: CocE/NonD family hydrolase
Exons: 1
Coding region: 1-1767 (588 amino acids)
Molecular function (GO): dipeptidyl-peptidase activity
Source: RefSeq, a predicted model, not a curated record